Molecule: messenger RNA, 1257 nt
Organism: Anthostomella pinea
Lineage: Eukaryota; Fungi; Ascomycota; Sordariomycetes; Xylariales; Xylariaceae
Source: the annotation of a GenBank genome assembly
AUGCCCGUCAUCGAGAGUACCCGGGCUGCAACACGAUGGACCACCCGCAUAAUCCCGUUCGUUCUCGCUGCCGCUGUUGGAGUUGCGACCUAUGCCGUCGUCGUUCGUGUCUGCUCCAGCUACCUCAUCGACACCCACCGGCGAUAUGGCGCCGCGAUAGUCAUCCUCGUUCUUUAUCUCCUCUUCUUUCUUUUGAUGGUCACUACCUAUGCGAGAACCAUUGCCGUUGCCAAUACCGACCCCGGCCUCGUCCCGCUCGGUCCGCUAGCUGUCGAACGCAAUAGUCGCGAACGCAAACGAACCAAGACAGGUGCCCAGCAGGAUCUGGAGAGUCAGGCUUACUAUGCUGGACCAGAUCUCAAUCCUGACAGCCCGGGCUUGGAGCAGUUCUAUGCGAGAGAGGUAUUCGUUUGCGACAGCGACGGCCGGCCUAAAUGGUGCUCUACAUGCUGCAAUUGGAAGGCAGACCGUGUCCACCACAGCAGCGAGCUUGGACGGUGCGUCUAUCGUAUGGAUCAUUAUUGCCCAUGGGUAGGGGGUAUGAUUGGAGAAAAUUCCUUCAAGUUCUUCACCCAGUUUACUACGUAUACUGCUUGUUAUUGCGCUGUCGUGCUCGGAGCAACGGCCUUCACCCUUCGCAAGAAGAUUGAAGAGGGCUCUGGCUUGGACCCCUGGGUACUUGCUGCGCUCGUACUGGCCGCAUUCUUUGGGCUGUUUACCUUCUUGAUGACUGUGACUUCCCUGCGAUACAUAAUCCUCAACAUGACGAAUGUCGAUAUGCUAGGAGCUCAUUCGAAGGUCUAUCAGUUGGCUGUUCAAGUGCCCCGCGGGACGAGGUCUUCAGAUAAAUUCAUCGUGGUGACUUAUCCGCUCCCAAAGCCAGGCCAGGAAACGAACGGCUAUUCCAGCAGAACUCCAACGCUCGAGGGAGCUUAUGGAAAAACAAAUGGCUCGCGUCCGACUACCCGCGAUGAUCUAGCGACACGGACAUUCGCGAUUCUCAAAACAGAGCCUGGGGAGAAUCCGUGGCACCUGAGUACGUGGAAGAACUGGCAGACGAUUAUGGGAUCGAAUCCACUGGAUUGGCUACUACCUAUUCGAAAAUCGCCUUGUGUCAACCACGAGACGCAAGAAAGCUUCUACCCGAUGGGCAAUGCGCUGAAAGAUGUCCGCGUCCGAUACGGUCUUCCCCGCGACCCAGUUGAUCACAGUAAUGGGUUUGAGCUGAAGGAUCUCCCUUCCAGCAACAGGACCUGA